AUGUUCAAGGAGCUAGUAUUGUGGAUGCAUCAUCUAGCCCACGACUUUUGCUUGGCUCGCCCAAUGGCACCGAUACCUCGACAUGGCUGUCGUGUGCCAGUGAAGAAUGGAUUUUUCGCCAAUUUGAUUUUCUUUGUGGCCAUUGUGACGCCGCUGUACUUUUGCCUGUUAAAGGAUGUGAUCGCCAUGAUCACCAAGCCCAAGAAGCGUUAAUCCUCGCCAGGACACUAUCCUUUUUAAGUCAUAGUUUGGUCAGUCAAUGUAGUAGCUAGUUCAAAUCCCAACCCAAUCAAUACAGUUUGUGGCAUCGUCUAAAUA
Molecule: messenger RNA, 318 nt
Organism: Drosophila sechellia
Lineage: Eukaryota; Metazoa; Arthropoda; Insecta; Diptera; Drosophilidae
Exons: 2
Coding region: 1-213 (70 amino acids)
Source: RefSeq, a predicted model, not a curated record